Molecule: messenger RNA, 4812 nt
Organism: Oncorhynchus kisutch (coho salmon)
Lineage: Eukaryota; Metazoa; Chordata; Actinopteri; Salmoniformes; Salmonidae
Product: zinc finger protein OZF-like
Exons: 3
Coding region: 24-1799 (591 amino acids)
Biological process (GO): regulation of transcription by RNA polymerase II
Cellular component (GO): nucleus
Molecular function (GO): DNA-binding transcription activator activity, RNA polymerase II-specific; RNA polymerase II cis-regulatory region sequence-specific DNA binding
Source: RefSeq, a predicted model, not a curated record
AGUUUGCACUGCAGGAUCCAGAGAUGGCAUCAGUGAAGCUGGAAGACUGCAGUCAAACACUGGAGCUGAAUGUCAACAUUAAAGAUGAAGAAGAGGAGGGGAAUAUUGGGACAUCUGUUAGUCAUGGACGACUAGAAUUAAGUCUGAGGCCGGUAACAUCAAUAGUGAGGACAAACCCAGCCUGCCUCUCUCCUUCCACACUGAGUCCAAACCUACAGUCACUGAGUCCUGAUUGUGACAGUGGAGCCCAGUUUGCACUGCAGGAUCCAGAGAUGGCAUCAGUGAAGCUGGAAGACUGCAGUCAAACACUGGAGCUGAAUGUCAACAUUAAAGAUGAAGAAGAGGAGGAGAAGAUUGGGAAAUCUGUUUCUCAUGGAGACCAUGUUGAGACAUUCUCUACAUCUAGAGAGCAACAGCAGGAAGAUCACAGAGCUAAGAGGUCUCACCACUGCCAACAUUGUGAGGAGAUUUUCCCAUUUCUAUCAAAGCUAAAAACACACCUACAAAUACACGCUGGAGAGAAUCCCUAUUCCUGUACUGACUGUGGGAAGAGAUUCACAACACCAGGAGCUUUGGCAGUUCAUCAGAGAGUGCACACUGGAGGGAAGCCUUUCUUCUGCUCUGACUGUGGAAAGAGUUUCUCUCUACUGGGCAACUUAAAAACACAUGAACGUAUACAUACAGGAGUGAAGCCUUACUCCUGCUCUGACUGUGGACAGAGUUUCUCUCGACUGGGCCACUUAAAAACACAUGAACGUAGACAUAUUGGAGUGAAGCCAUACUCCUGCUCUGACUGUGUAAAAUGCUUCACAACAUCAGCUCAGCUAAAAGAUCAUCAGAGAACACACACAGGAGAGAAGCCUUUCUUCUGCUCUGACUGUGGAAAUAGUUUCUCUCAACUUUCCCACUUAAAAACACAUGAACGUAUACAUACAGGAUUGAAGCCUUACUCCUGCUCUGACUGUGGAAAGAGUUUCUCUCAAAUGGGCCACUUAAAAAGACAUGAACGUAGACAUAUUGGAGUGAAGCCUUACUGCUGCUCUGACUGUGUAAAAUGCUUCACAACAUCAGCUGAGCUAAAAGAUCAUCAGAGAACACACACAGGAGAGAAGCCUUUCUUCUGCUCUGACUGUGGAAAUAGUUUCUCUCAACUUUCCCACUUAAAAACACAUGAACGUCUACAUACAGGAUUGAAGCUUUACUCCUGCUCUGACUGUGGAAAGAGUUUCUAUCAAAUGGGAAACUUAAAAAGACAUGAACGUAUACAUACAGGAGAGAAGCCUUACUCCUGCUCUGACUGUGGAAAGAGUUUCUCUCUACCAGGCACCUUAAAAACACAUGAACGUAUACAUACAGGAGUGAAGCCUUACUCCUGCUCUGACUGUGUAAAAUUCUUCACAACAUCAGCUGAGCUAAAAGUUCAUCAGAGAACACACACAGGAGAGAAGCCUUACUCCUGCUCUGACUGUGGAAAGAGUUUCUCUAGACUGAGCCACUUAAAAAGACAUGAACGUAGACAUAUUGGAGUAAAGCCUUACUGCUGCUCUGACUGUGUAAAAUGCUUCACAACAUCAGCUGAGCUAAAAGUUCAUCAGAGAACACACACAGGAGAGAAGCCUUACUCCUGCUCUGACUGUGGAAAGCGUUUCUCUCGACUGAGCCACUUAAAAAGACAUGGACGUAUACAUACAGGAGUGAAGCCUUACUCCUGCUCAGACUAUGGAAAGAGGUUCUCUCUACUGGGCAUCUUAAAAAGCCACCAAGGUAAACAAAGUAGAGAAGCCUUGCCACUGAUCUGACUGUAGAGAACACACAAAGAACUGAACCUUACUUCUUCCUUGAGGUUUUUAAGCUAACUAGCACAAUUGUGGUUUUUUUUAUAUUACUAUAUUACAGAUAGCCAGGGGUGCACUCCAACACCAACACCAUUUACAAACAAAGCAUUUGUGUUUAGUGAGUCCGCCAGAUCAGAGGCAGUGGGGAGGACCAGGGAUGUUAUCUUGAUAAGUGUGUGAAUUGGACCAUUUUCUGUCAUGCUAAUCAUUUCAAAAAAUGUAAUGAGUACUUUUGGGUGUCAGGGAAAAUGUUUGGAGUAAAAAGUACAUGAUUUACUUUAGGAUUUUGCAAAAUAAAAGUAAAAGUUGCACAAAAUAUUAAUAGUCAAGUAUAGAUACCCCCCCAAAAGUACUUUACACCCCUUCAUGCCUCCAUGCUGUGUGUCAGCAUUGCAGGCUGGUGGUGUGAUGGUUGGGGUGUGUUUUCAGGGCACACAUUGGGCCUCUUGAUAAAAGCUGAGCAAUGUUUGAAUGCCACAGGAUAUCUAAAGAAUUACUGCCAAUCAGGUGCCUCCCUUCAUGGCAGCAGUGUAUCCAUCUGCAAGUUGUUUUCUUCAGCAGGAUUAUGCCACAAGACUUGUCCAGGAAUGGUUCCAAUAACAUUACACUGAAUUCACUGUAAUUGUGCAUCUGUGGGAGGAGAUGGAACGAGCUAUUCAGAGUAGAUCCACUCCCAGCCAACUUGACACAAUUGUAGGAAGCAUUAGAGUCAACAUGGACCAGCUUCCCUGUGAACUGCACACAACACCUUGGACAGUCUAUGCCCUGACGAUUUUAGGAUGUUCUGAGGAUAAAGGGGGUGCAACUCUAUUAGGAAGGUGUUCCUAAUGUUUUGUACACACUGUGUAUAUCAGAUAAAGAUGGUCUGAUGAUCAGUUUUCAGCUUUAGUUCGGGUGGAUUAUUUUAUAUUACUAAACAACUUUUGUUUAAUGAUAAACAGGCUAUGAAUCAACUACUUGUGUUUAUUAAAUUGUAUUUUAAUAUUAGAUUUAUUUUAGUCAUUGAUGAUGAAUGUAUUUGAAUAACUGUAUUGAAGUCGAUUGAUCUGGUGGCAGGUAGCCAGCGGUUAAGAGUGUUGGGCCAGUAACUGAAAGGUUGCUGGUUUGAAUCCCGAGCCGACUAGGUGAAAAAUCUGGCAUUGUACCCUUGAGCAAGCCAUUUAACUAUUAUUUGUCCUGUAAGUCUCUCUGUAUAAAAACAUCUGCUAAAUGACAAGAAUGCAAUGAAAAAUAAUGUUUGUACAUGAAUUCAUGCUGGGCAGCCACUUUUUUUCUCAUGUAUAUAAUUAAAUGAAAUAAACUGAAGUGACAUACUGUAUAUACAAUACACAACAUUACCACUUUGUUUACCCUGGUCAGAGGGACAGGGCCAUAGUAAACUAGACUGUGUAACUGCUGUUGUUAGUAGCCUACAGUUUCCAUGUAAUACAGCAUGUCAGAUCACUAAUGAUUAGGUGUAUAGACUGCUACAUUUAUGCAAGAGUUUUUGCUUGUGUCUAUCGGGAGAGAUGUGUUAUCAGCUUGUUAAAUAACUAAUGGUGGGAAGUGGAGAGGCGUCUCUAACUAAAUGUAGCUCCAAAGGAACUCUAAUUAAAGGAAUAGUUCAAUCAAAUUACAAAUGUCCACCUUGGUUUCAUCACCCUGUAAACAAUCCAAAUAAUGUGCACUUCAGCAGUGAAGUUCUGUAGAUGGAGGACUUUCAGUACAGCAGUGUUCCCCAAUCCUGGUCCCAAAGGGGUGUACAUGUGUGUUUUUGCCCUCACACUCACAUACCUUAUUCAAUUCAAAGGCUUGAGUUGUUUAGUUGAAUCCAGUGUGUGAGUGUUAGGGGCAAAAACAAAAAAGCAUUCCCCUUUGUGUCCCCUGGACCAGGAUUGGGAAACACUGCAGUACACAGCAAAAAGUGUGAUGAUUCAAAAUAUUAUAUCUAUUUUACAGUUUGAAGUCCUGUAUGUAAAAUGACUUGGUUUGUAUUCAGGGGAUGAGGUAUGUAUUCAAGUGUGUGCUCAAGAUUUGUGGUGUUUACUCAGGAGAUUAAUCUCUGAUUUUGGCAGCGCCAUUCUUACACCUUCGCAGCAUUGCACUGUGGUUCUUCAAUGUUUUCCUGCUGCUGUUCGAACGGAUAAAACAUUUGUGGAUCUUUAGAAAAAUGUCUCCUGUAUCUGUCGUUUCCAUCACGUUGCAAUGAUUGUUUUGCUAAAUGUUUUUGUUGUAGACUUGGCCCAAUGGAGACCUGUCCAGUGAUGCCAUCUCUAGAUCCUGCAGCGCAACAAGUCUCCACUGUCAAUCAGGACCCAGUGACUGUAGGUUUAGAAUCUGUUUGGAAGGCAGUGUGAAAGGAGAGAGGCAGGCUGGGUUUGUCCUCACUGUUAACCUGUCAACUCUGUCUGAGAUCAACCUCCUCCCUUAUGCAGGCCACACCCCCUCCCAUUGUUACUGUGUGUAUGAUCACAUUUUGAACAAUGGCUUCCUAAAAUGCGGUGGUGCUUACUAACCCAAUAGGAAAGGUUCUGGUAGAUGUGGACCAUCACACGUGAGGUCACAGCUCUUUCACUCUAAACAUUCAUAUCAAUGACUCACCCUCAAAUGGACCAUCAAUACCAGAGUUCUCCAAUACUAUUUACAUAAUCAACUGGGCAUUACAACAGUCUGACCCUCAAUAUAGUCCUGGGUAUAUAUUGAGCUCUAACAAUGGGUCAUGGAAAAGGUCUGUUGAAAUGAAUACUGUAGUGAUGUGAGAAAGGUAACACGAGCUUCCUCUCUGGUUCCAUUCCCCCAAUAGUAACUGGGUCAUUAUUGGAUUGUGGUGGUAAUGCUGUCCCUGGACUUUAGCACCAUAAAAAGACUAAUAAUGCAUUACAAUACUAUGCUGACAUAUGAGAUGGUUUUAAGAAGGUCGUACCAUGGAUUGUUUAGAUCAUUUAUUUUGUAUUUUAGGACAUUAGGUAUAAUCAUGAUUAAAAAUGAUUUGAUAAAA